UUUAUUUUCAAAAUCUGAUGGUGAAGCUUGGGUGGUUUGUGACGAAACUUUCGCGUGAAACUGUCACGAUUGAGCUGAAGAAUAAUACUAUUGUUACUGGAACAAUUGUGGAGGCUGACACUGCAAUGAACAUUCAUCUGCGUAGUGUGCAAAUGUCGGUUAAUGCUUAUAAGAAGUACGAAUUGGAUUCUAUUUCAAUUCGAGGGAAUAACAUUCGCACCAUUAUCUUGCCGGAUUCUUUGCCAUUGGACGUUUUACUGAUUGAUGAUGAGCCGCGAUUCAAGUCACAGCAGCGUCGUAUGUCUGGACGUGGUCGUGGAGCUGCUCCGCGUGGUUAUGGGAGGCCGUCAAAUCGUGGUGGUGGCUCUGGUAAUGGUGGGGCUCGUUCAUACAGCAGUGGUAGAUCUUCGACUUAUAGCAGUGGUGGUGGAUCUCGUUAUAGCAAUGGUGGUGGUGGUGGUGGAGGGGAUAAUUAUCGUCGGCGCUAAUUGGAAAGAAUUUAAAUAUUUGAGGAUAUUGAGGAUCUUUUAUUGAUAUUAUAUUUGCUAUAGAAAUAUUUUGUUGUAUUGUAUGAGUAAAUUUAUUUCAGAAUAUUGUUUGCAAUAUUAUAAGUUUUAACGUACUUUAUUAAUAUUUUUCACCGUGAAAAUUUUUAGGGGGUUUCUAAUUUACUUAGAUGAGUUGUCUUCCAUCUUCCACAAAAUUCCUCUUAUUUUUACUGCAUUUCUGCCCUCUUCCUCUUAUUUU
Meloidogyne enterolobii is the source of this 747-nucleotide messenger RNA. The record is from the annotation of a GenBank genome assembly. NCBI's taxonomy places the organism in Eukaryota, Metazoa, Nematoda, Chromadorea, Rhabditida, Meloidogynidae.